CAUCCUUCCUCUAUAAAUACAAAGCAGCUACCCCUCUCCUCUUACACUUCCAGUCCUGCAUCACGCUUCUUGUUCACUCACUCUAUCUCGCCGGAGAAACGAGUCCAGUUAAUUUUAUUCACCGGAAAAACAUGCCGAUUCUGUCUCGGACAUCAAGUAGCCUUAUGUUUUCGUUACAAGUUGUUUUAGCAGUCACAAGUAUUUUAUCCGCUGCGCUCGUGUUAAAAUUUUCCGUUCCGGUAAUCACAGAAUUCGCUGUUUAUGAGGUACCUUCGAUUAUAAAAGGUACCGUUUCGUGGUUCAAGCCUCUGUAUAUGUAUAUUGUUAUCAACUGCAUCAUCAUCACCAUUGUAGCCUUCUCAAAAUUCCAUUCGAAAAAUGACGACGUAACACCACCACUACCGUCGGAGGCGUCGCCUCCCUUAGAAACUGCCGCUCAUAUUCAACCUCAGCUGCAGGUGAUGCCUGUUGCUGAAAAUCCCCAAGUAGUUCACUCGGAAAAUGAGUAUAAAUAUGACGGCGUCGUUCUCAGCAGUGAAGCGGUGCCCGAGGGUUAUGCUAACGAUGUUAUUGACAACAACAUCGGUUUUGCACGUAUGGAAGCAAAAGUUUUGGGAAAUAAGACGGCGUCGUUUAACGGGAAUGCAGAUAGUUUCAAAGAUUAUGUUACCAGUAAUAAGGAGAAUGAAUUUGUGAAUUCAAAAUUAAAAGAUGAGCCGGAAUAUUCAUCUUCCAAUGAGAAGCCACGGCCACCGUCGGUUUAUGCGAGGUUCGGUAGCCGGAGAAAUAUCAAAGCCAGUCCAGAAGGUGGUAAAACAGUGUUGGGAGUGUUGAAACCAAACAAGCAAGACACGCUUGAAAGUACGUGGAAUACAAUAACCGAGGGACGUGCAACGCGAUUGAAGAGGCACUUAAGAAAAUCAGACACGCGGGAGAGGGACAAUCAUAUUCAUGAUCAUGAUCACCACCUUCAACCACAACAACAGGAGAAGACUCCAAAAAAGAUGAUCAAAUCCGAUACAUUUAGUGAUCGUGCCAACACUUCUAGCCCACAAUUAAGUCCGUCAUCUAGUGGCAUCAACAAACUUAAGAAAGAAGCAUCGCUAAGUCAAGAUGAGUUAAACAGACGGGUGGAGGCAUUUAUUAAGAAGUUUAACGAGGAAAUGAGACUACAAAGACAAGAGUCUUUGAAUCAAUACAUGGAAACGAUCAACCGUGCAUCACACUAGCAAGCUAUGGAAUUCUCUUUGGAAAUUUGAUGGGGCUGGCUACUCGCAUUAGAGUGCAUUCACUAAAUUAAUGUAUUAUUUUUCUUGCUUUUUUAUUUUCUGUAAGAGAAGGGAAAGAAGGUGAUGUAGGUAAACAGUGUUAUUUACUAUUAAGAUGAAAUCUUAAAAAAUGGAACCAUAUUAUCUAUUGUGCA
Molecule: messenger RNA, 1423 nt
Organism: Olea europaea var. sylvestris
Lineage: Eukaryota; Viridiplantae; Streptophyta; Magnoliopsida; Lamiales; Oleaceae
Exons: 2
Coding region: 132-1229 (365 amino acids)
Source: RefSeq, a predicted model, not a curated record